Ictalurus punctatus (channel catfish) is the source of this 5402-nucleotide messenger RNA. RefSeq names its product Rieske domain-containing protein. Lineage: Eukaryota; Metazoa; Chordata; Actinopteri; Siluriformes; Ictaluridae. Bases 130 to 597 code for a protein of 155 amino acids. The transcript is spliced from 6 exons. Gene Ontology annotation, molecular function: 2 iron, 2 sulfur cluster binding. The record is from RefSeq and is a predicted model, not a curated record.
GUUCAGGAUGUGACGCAUGGUUCCUGAGAGGAAGUUAGGCGUGCGGCACUGCAGGUGGAGAUUAGCCGUGAAAUUUCGCCUUACAAACAAAGUAAAGACGUUUUAUUAAAUGUGUGUUCUGUAGUUGUGAUGUCAUCAGAUGAGGGUGUAUCUCCGACCAGACCCACUCAUUUCAUUGGUCAGCGUGAUGAUGUAAUCAGAGCUGAUCGUGUAGUGACCAGUGUGAACGGCAGAGAUGUGCUGGUUCUUCACCACCAGGGGGCGCUUCACGCUCUGGAUGCACGCUGCUACCAUGCUGGAGGUCCUCUACAGAAUGGAGACAUUGAGGAGAUAGCGGGGCGUGUGUGUAUUGUGUGUCCAUGGCAUAAAUAUAAGAUCAGUCUGUGUGAUGGUGAAGGUGUGUACCAGGCUGUGGAUCCUUCAGUGAAGCCUCUGAAACCACGCUGGUGCUCUAAAGGGGUCAAACAGAGAGUUCACAAGGUCACAGAGGUCAGAGGUCGUGUGUACAUCACCCUCAACACCUCACCUGAGCACCUUGAGUCUGACCAGUACCAGACCCCAAAGUACAGAGACACAUUGCACAAGAACCGGAAGUGACAUCACAGGAACUGGUUUGCAGCCCUGCACUGGUUUCCUGUUUGCCCACACGUGCAGUAUUGGGGAGGUUAAAGGUCAUGUGGAUAAACUCAGCUCUGAGUGUAACUGAAGAGGAUCGCUGUUCUGCGUCUUUUUCCUUUUCCAUUUAUUUUCACCUGCAGGAUUUUAUUCUCAUCACUACUGAUUCACUGCCUCCUGCAGUCUAAUCAUAAUCCUCACAUUAACCCUUAUCAUGCUGUGAGUUUAUCCAAAAAAGAACAUAUUCUGGGAUUAAACGAGUCUCAGACUGUCUUCAUGAAGUGUGUAGUGAAAACAGGAAGUGACGUUAUACACCUGCAGGAAGGAAUCAGAAAUCAUGUCACACUUCAGUGUGUCUCAUUUUUACUUUAUUUCAUCUUUCUACACACCAAUCAUUCACAUCAUUUACAAAAUAAACUCAAAGAGCAAAUCAAUAUCACUCUCAGUUCAGUUUUAUUUCACAGUGCAGCUUUACACAGAUCCAAAUGUAGAUUUAGAUCCCUAAUGAGCAGCCGGAGGUAAUGGUGGUGAGGAAAAACUCCCUGAGAGGCUAUGAGGAAGAACCUCAAGGGAACCCAUCCUCAUCUGGGUGACAGCGGAUAGUGUAAUUAUAAAUUAUUACAGUGUACAUCUGUAGAAGAUUAAAGACACACAGUGUUUACAGGAUGAGCACAUUGUGAAUUAAGGCCUGUUCACAACGGGACGUUUUUAGCAGCGCAUUAAAUGGUCAGAUUUUCUCUGUGUUUGUUUGUGUUCACACCCAGGUGUUAAACGCGAGCGAUGCGCUGAAUGAAAGUGUAAUUUCACUCCCUCAUAGUAGAUUGUGUUUAAUGAAAGGCAGUAAUACUCCGGUACACAAGGUGGCGCUGCACAAAUUUCCGUUUCUGACACCCGCUUAUCACUGAGGAGAAGAAUAGAGACAGUAUUUACAUCUUUAAACUGUUCACACACUUAUUGCGAACUCGCUAAAGCACGUACACACUUUUGUGAAUUGUAAUAUAUUUAGUGAUUUACACUGCAACAAAUACUUCUUUAAAGCUAAAUCUUUAAAGUUAUCAUUUUAAACACUAUACUCUCUUUAUAUAAGAAAUGAUUUGAAUGAUAUAAAAGUCACAGCAAUAGCAUUCACAUACUUAUGGGAAGACCUGGAUCUUUUUUUUUGGGGGGGGGGGCAACCAUUGUUGUGCCCAAAAAUGUUAAUGUUCCUGUAAACUGAUGAAGUGUUGAGUAUGAAUAGUGAUUUUUGUGGUCAGUAUGAUAAUGCAUGACUCAAUAAUGGGGCUCUUAGAUAUUUGAAUAAGAGGUGAAGAAUACUUAUAUGCAAAGGUGUAUAUAUAUAUAUCAAUAUACUAUCAAUUAGCAGAUUAUCAUUUACAGGGAACACACAAUGCUAUUUAGUGUAGAAAACAACACUGAAAGAAUUAAAUGGCUAAUUUAGAAUAUAAGCUUAUAUUUCAGUGUCAUCAAAAAAUAUCCACAACAUAAUAAAUACACUUAUAUAGUAUUUAGUGUGUAAUUCUGAAUCUGGUGAAAGGACAGCUUGUUCCAAAUUGCAUGGAAGGAGAGCCUUCUUAGUUUGUUUAAGAGCCUUUUUCCAUGAUGGACUUUCAAGUCUCCAUCAUGGAACAGUUUGAUAUGAGAGAUUAAAGUUAAAUAUCUAACGAUGCUCAUGCUGAAGUUCCUGUUAACACAGCACUGUUUGACUCUAUAGACUACAACUAUAGGAGAGAAAUGAUUGAGAUGUGCAUUGUAAAAAGCUCUGUGAAGAAGCUGAGGGUGAAGGUGAUGGACUGGCUGAGCAUGUCUCCAGACCUAACCCCUAUUGAGCCUCUGUGGGGCAUCCUCAAACGGAAGGUGGAGGAGCACAAGGUCUCUAACAUCCACCAGCUCCGUGAUGUGGUCAUGGAGGAGUGGAAGAGGACUCCAGUGGAACCUGUGAAGCUCUGGUGAACUCCAUGCCCAAGAGGGUUAAGGCAGUGCUGGAAAAUAAUGGUGUUCACACAAAAUACUGACACUUUGGGCCCAAUUUGUACAUUUUCACUUAGGGGUGUACUCACUUUUGUUACCAGCGGUUUAGACAUUAAUGGCUGUGUGCUGAGUUAUUUUGAGGGGACGGCAAAUUUACACUGUUACACAAGCUGUACACUCACUACUUUACACUGUAGCACAGUGUCAUUUCUUCAGUGUGUCACAUGAAAAGAUAUCAAAUAUUUACACAAAUGUGAGGGGUGUACUCACUUCUGUGAGAUGCUGUAUAUUAUACAGCUCUGCUGGGUGUAUUAGUUAUACUGAUAUAUAGUUCAUAAUAAACUUUACACACUGUGUGUACUUGUGUAGUGUUUAAUGUGUUUGUCGUGUUUUUAACAUUAUUUUAGUGGAAUAUUAGCUUGAGGCUUUUUAAAAUCAGCUCUUCCUCUUUCAUUUGUUUUAUUUUGACAGUUUUACAUGUUUAAGGUGAUAAAAAUGUGCAGUGUGUGUUCUGAGGUAAAGACAACAACAUAAUUUAAUACUCACUCUGUGUGUGUGUGUGUGUGUGUGUGUGUGUGUGUGUGUGUGUGUGUGUGUGUGUCCCGCCCACUUCAGGUCCAGUUAAACUCUGUGUAUUCACAUGACUGAGCUCAGUGGGAGUGACUUCUCCUUCUUCACUUGUUCUCUCUGCUCUGUUUCUCUUUUAUUUUAUUUUAUUUAACCCAGUUCUCCUCUUUGAUCUGUUGAUUCCUCUAAUACCUGUAGUCUCUUCUCCUCUCUUCUCCUCUGUUGAACGUACAGUGAAGAUGCCCAGUCAGAGGAAGAAGAGACAGCGCCGUGUGAGGAGGCUGCAUGGACAGUGGAAAUUUCUGGAGGAUCAGUAUGUGGUUACUGGAAAAAGAAAUUCAGGAGUUUGUGGUGUUCAUAAUCGACCCCAAAAAGCUCAGAUGAAAGCUCAAGCCAAGGUUCCAGGUUCACAACCAGAAGUGACGUCCAUCCCAGAACCGCUGACUCCUCAAGCUGCAACAGAACUCCAUGUUUCAGAAACAGAAUCUCCAAAAAUGUACAUUCCAGAAGAAAGGAAAAGGCCAGGAACUUCAGCUCCAGAAGAAGUCAUAGCUCCAAAAGAAUGUAGAGCUCCAGAAGACAUUAGAGCUCCACAACAGACGGUAGCUCCAGAACUAAGAGAAGCAUCAACACUGGGAGCUCCAGAGAUGAUAGAAGUUGAAAUUCUAGGAGAUUUUGCAGUUACAGAGGUACCAUCACUACAAAUUUUAGACGUGAUUACACCACCAAAAAUGGAAGUAGUUCUAGAGAUAUCAGCAUCUCAGAAAAUUUCCAUGAUGAAAAAACCAGAAGUUUCAUUUUCAGAAAUGACCAUACUAGAAAGAAAGGAAGCACCAGAAAAUAUGACAACAGUUUCAGAAUUAACAACUCCAAAAGAAACUCUAGAAGUACCAUCCCCAGACGUUUCAGUUCCAGAAAUAGAAGCUCCAGUUAUGGAAGUCCCAAAAGUACAAUCAGUAGAAGCUCCAGAUGUGACACCACCAAAAAUGGAAGCAGUUCCAGAAGUGAUGGGAGCCCACGUAGUGACAGCAACUCUAGAUACUCUGGUAUCACCAGAAGUGAUAGCACCUCCACAAACGUCAAUUCCAGAAAUAGUAGAAGCUCCAGAUGUCACAGAAUCACCAAAGUUUACUGCUAGUCUGGAAAAAAUGGAAGCUCCUGAAAUUUUACCUCUGAAACUGACAGCAUGCUCAGAAUGGUCAGCUCCAGAAACGGUGGAAGCACCAACAGCUGUAAAUGAAGUAGAAGUAACAUCAAAUAAAGAAUUGGAGACUUCAGAAGAUACCAAAGUUCCUAAUGUGAUGAAACCCCAAAAAUUACCAUGCUCAGAAAUGAAAGAUCCAAAGGAUUUAGAUUGUGAUCUAGAUGUGACAGAACCAGAUGUGAUAUUAGCUCCAGAAAUGGAAGCACAGGAGACGACAGCAGAUGUUCCAGAAGUUUUGUCUGAAGUUCCAAUUAACUUUCCAUCAGAAGAACCUGCAGUUCAGGAGAACAUCAUCAGCACUGCAUGAACACAGCUGCUGUUCUGAUGAAACGGAGAAACACGAUGACAUCAUCAAUCAGUGCUGGCCAAUCACGCACAGGCUAUGUGUUAAUCCAGUCUUCACACUUCCCCCUGUCCACACAGAGUGCUGUUAUACUUUAUUACACUGAGGCUCCACCCACACCUGUACACAUCACAUUUUAACCCUAAUCACAGUUUUCUGUUUUCCCAUCCACAUGAAAAGGGUUUUCAAAAAUCUUCAUCCUCAUGAAAAUGCAGAAUUGAUUUGUCCACACCAGCGCAGUGAGAGUACGCUGUACAGUGUUACAUUAACCUCUGCAGGAAUGACGUUAGGAGUUGUGUGUUGAAUGUUAGAGGAGAAGAAAUGUAGAAAACACCAUGCUGAAAGCUGUAAAAGUUAAAACUAUAAAGUGAGGAUUCAGGUGUGUGAAGUGAUGAUGAGGUGGAACUGAUGUUUAAAUCUGCAGUGCUGAAUGUCUGCCUCUCUAUCGCCAUCUCUGUUUGAAACAUAAAAUUGCAAGUUACUUGCGGAGUUAUUUUUUUUGGUUUGUGCUUUGGCACCACUCCUCUGCGUGGAGGAAGCUGGUGGUUUGAGGUAUUCGUAUGGAUUGUCUGUGAUCACACAGCGGAUCUGUAACUGUACAUCCACAUAACAGUAAGAAGUAACAUAUCUGUUGCUUUUGUUAUGACCAAAUGAACAUGUUUUAAAUAAGGUAAAUGUUUUAAAUAAAUCACUCUACUCAGUCAA